This is a messenger RNA of Fraxinus pennsylvanica, 6657 nucleotides long. Lineage: Eukaryota; Viridiplantae; Streptophyta; Magnoliopsida; Lamiales; Oleaceae. The record is from the annotation of a GenBank genome assembly.
AUGCAAAGGUAUCAUGCUGCCAGCUGCAAUAGUGCAGUUAAUAACGGUUCAAUUGGUGGGAUACCUGCAAGGGAUACAUCCCGAGCUGAGUCAUCUGCUGUUCCGCCACCACCCAACUUCUCUCUAAACUCGAGGCGGUCAUCACAACUGACAACAUACAAGUUGAGGUGUGAUAGAGAAUCAUUGAAUUCCCGACUUGGGCCACCUGACUUUCACCCACAGACUUCAACUAGUUUCGAAGAGACAUUUAGCAGGGAAUAUGUGCAAUCUGGUUACAGGGAGACGGUUGAAGGGCUUGAGGAAGCUAGAGAGAUUUCAUUAUCGCAAGUUCAGGCUUUCACAAAACCUGUCAUUGUCAAUUGCAAAGAGGCAAUUAAAAAACGUCAUAGAGCCAUCAACGAGUCUCGUGCUCAAAAGCGCAAGGCUGGUCAAGUUUAUGGAGUUCCCCUUUCUGAUACACUGUUAACCAAGCCUGGUAUCUUCCCUGAACAAAGACCUUGUGGGGAAGACUCCAGAAAGAAAUGGCUUGAGGGUUUAUCACAACAACAUAAAAGAUUACGUUCAUUGGCCGACCAUGCUCCACAUGGUUACCGGAGGAAAUCUCUUUUCGAGGUUCUAAUCAGAAACAAUGUUCCAUUAUUGAGAGCAGCCUGGUUUAUCAAAGUAACCUAUCUUAAUCAGGUUCGCCCAGGCUAUUCCAGCUCAUCGUCAGGGGUGCACGACAAAACUCAGUUUUCGAGGUCAGAGCUGUGCACAAAAGAUAUUAUUGAUUACUUGCAGUAUCUCUUGGAUGAAUUUGUUACAAGAAACAAUUCUCGUUCAAGUUUUCAUCCUCAUGACCGGUCAUCACAAAUGGUUUAUGCUGGUUCAAUGCUGCAAAAAGGUGAUCAAUUUUCAGCUGUCAAUGAUGGAAAGGAGCCUUCUCUGUACUUCAAGUGGUGGUAUGUGGUGCGGAUUAUUCAGUGGCAACAUGCUGAAGGAUUGCUUACUCCUUCUCUCAUUAUUGAUUGGUUUCUUAAUCAACUGCAGGAAAAAGAAUUGCUCAGUGUUCUGCAGUUGCUAUUGCCCAUCAUAUAUGGUUUUAUAGAAACUGUUGUAUUAUCUCAGACCUAUGUGCGUACUCUGGUGGGAAUAGCUGUUCGUUUCAUCAGAGAACCUUCUCCUGGUGGUUCUGAUCUUGUUGAUAAUUCUCGCCGGGCUUAUACCACUACUGCUCUUGUUGAGAUGCUUCAAUAUUUAAUUCAGGCCGUACCUGAUACUUUUGUUGCUUUAGAUUGUUUUCCUCUGCCAACAUGUGUGGUGACUAAUGUGGUAAAUGAUGGGAGUUCUUUUUCCAAAAUAUCUGAGGAUGUAAGGAAGAAGGAGGGUGGUCCAUUAGAAGUUACUGGUAUGCUUAGAGAUAAAGUACAUGAAAUUCAAAUUGAGUCAUUAGCCAUUGAUCGUGCUGUUUCAUCGAUCCAAAAGCGAGCUGAGACUCUUGCAAGAGCAGCCAAACCUGAUCAUCCUGGUCAUAAUGUAGCUAAAGCCUCUCAGGUAUUGGAUAAAGUUCUUGUGCAUGGAGAUAUUAGAGUUGCUUACCAAUUACUCUAUGAAUACCUUUGGGAUGGAUCUGUUGCUGAAUGUUGGAUUGCUGAAGUGAGCCCUGGUUUGCGUUCAUCUCUUAAGCAUAUUGGCAGAGUGACUGCAUCAUUAAUUUGCUCCACUUUUUUCAUUUGUGAGUGGGCAGCUUGUGAUUUUAGAGAUUUCCGUACUGUGCGUCCGCAUGGCAUGCAGUUUACUGGUAGAAAAGACUUUUCUCAGAUAUACAUAGCAAUACGGCUUUUAAAACAGAAGAUGAGCGAUAUGCAAAAUUUGAGUAGUUUGGAAGGGGAACAGAAAGAUUCUUCAGAUACUUAUGAAAGCCCAAGCCCGUUGCAUGAUAUUAUUGUGUGCUGGAUUGAUCAACAUGAAGUGCAUAAUGGAGAAGGUUUCAAGCGCCUUCAGCUUCUAGUGAGAGAAUUUGUACGAGUUGGCAUUUUUCAUCCCCAGGUGUAUGUGAGACAGCUGAUAGUUAGUGGGCUCAUGGAUGGGCAUGGGUCUAUGGUUGACCUGGAGAAGUGGAAGAGGCAUCACAGAAUCUUGAAGCAGUUUCCUGGUCCAUACAUUUUCGAUCUUAUGGAAGAAGCACAAAUUAUUGAACCAUCAGCAGUUACAGAGGUGAUGAAUGUUUACUCAAAUGAACGUCGGCUAGUGCUUCGUGGUCUCCUGGAUCCCAGAAGUUCUGGUAGAAAAAUUUCAAAUCAGAAAUUAAAGCGUCCUCUCCGUUCUGGAGGUGGAAGUUUGGAUCAGUGGUCUUUUCAUUCAACGUCCAAUUUAAUGUCCAAACAUGUUGAUGCUGAUAGUGAGAUUGAGGAACUAAAGGCUUCAAUAACUGUCCUGCUGCAAUUUCCAAGUUAUAUACUGCCAGUGGAUACUGGACUUGAUGAGUCACAAGGGAGUGCUAAGAUGUCUAGUGGGGCUAAUAACUGGGCAGAUAUAAGUGAAGAAACACCUGGAUGUGAAGAAUGCAGAAGAGUGAAGAGACAAAGAUUAAGUGAAGAACGGAGCUUAGACCCGAAGCUAAUUCCAGUAGAUGAAGAAGAAACAUGGUGGGUAAGAAAGGGGAUGAAAUACAUGGAAUCUUUUAAGGGAGAUCCACCUCCUAAGCCAGCCAAGCAGGGGAUAAGGGGUAGGCAAAAAACUGUACAAAAGACUCAAAGCCUUGCACAAUUAGCUGCUGCCAGGAUUGAGGGUAGCCAGGGAGCAUCGACAAGCCAUGUAUGUGAAAGUAGGAUAGGCUGCCCACAUCAUAGGACUGGGUUCGAAGAUGCUACUAAAUCAGUGGAUGGGAUCAGAACUUCACAUUCUGUAAAUAUUAUUUCAAUUGGAAAACUUAUAAAGCAGAUGCAGAAUGGUGAGAAGAGGAAAGUAACUGUAUGGUUAAUAGCUGUUGUAAAGCAGCUUGUUGAAGAGGCUGAAAAGACUACUGCCAAGGUUGGCCAAUAUGGUAGGCCUUUCCCAGCUGUUGAUGAUCAGAGCUCUGUUCAUUGGAAGCUCGGUGAAGAUGAACUGUCAUCAAUUUUGUAUUUGAUGGAUGUUUGUAAUGAAUUGAUUCCAGCAAUCAAGUUUCUUCUCUGGUUGUUGCCAAAGGUCCCUAGCAGCCCUGGUUUUAGCUUCCAUGGUGGUAGGAAUAUUCUGAUGCUUCCCAGGAAUGCAGAGAACCAUUCGUGCGAAGUAGGGGAGGCAUUUCUUUUAUCAUCUAUCCGAAGGUAUGAAAAUAUAAUUGUUGCAGCUGACCUUAUUCCUGAAACCCUGUCUGCCUCAAUGCAUCGGACAGUCAGUGUCAUGGCAUCUAAAGGCUGGGUUUCCAGUUCACCAGCCUUAGUUUAUGCUCGUUACCUCUUGAAGAAGUAUAGCAAUGUGGCUAGUGUUAUUGAAUGGGAAAAGACUUUCAAGUCUACUUGUGAUAAGAGACUUAGUUCUGAACUUGAAUCUGGCAGAUCUGUAGAAGGGGAUUACGGCUUUCCCCAUGGAGCCCCAGCUGGAGUGGAGGAUCUUGAUGAUUACUUCCGUCAAAAGAUAAAUGGAGUUAGAGUAUCCAGAGUUGGUUUGAGCAUGAAAGAUAUAGUGCAAAGACAUGUUGAUGAAGCUUUCAAUUAUAUUCAUGGCAAAGACAAAAAGCUUUUUGGGCCAGGAAUUAAUAAAAAUCAUAGCUUGGAAAAGCGCGAUGAUGGCUAUCAUAUAGCUCAAAAAAUAGUAAUUGGAUUGAUGGAAUGCAUGAGACAAACUGGCGGUGCUGCUCAGGAAGGUGAUCCUUCUUUGGUGUCUUCUGCUAUUGCUGCAAUUAUUAAUAAUCUUGGACUUGUUAUUGCAAAAAUUCCUGAUUUCACCACAGGCAACCAGUUAAAUAGCCCAUCCCCUUCUGGCCUAUUGCAAAUUGCUCGGCGCUUUUUACGCAUUCAUAUCAAUUGCCUAUGCAUAUUAAAGCAAGCACUUGGAGAACGUCACAGCCGUGUCUUUGAGGUCGCUUUUGCAACGGAAGCUUCUUCAGCUCUUAUGCAAGCUUCUGCCCCAGGAAAGGCUCCACGUAGUCAGUUUCACAUGUCUGCCGAUUCUCAUGAUUCUAGUGCAAAUUUACAGAAUGAUAUUUUAAACCAUUCCACCAAACCAGUUAUUGGAAGGCCUGCAAAGAUAACAGCAGCUGUUGCUGCACUUGUGAUUGGGGCAAUUCUUCAGGGAGUUGCUAGCCUGGACAGAAUGGUUACUCUCUUUAGAUUGAAGGAGGGGCUUGAUCUAAUUCAGUUUGCAAGGAGUUUGAAAUCUGCUGCAAAUGGAAAUGCACGUUCAUUGGGGGUUUUAAAGGUGGAUAAUUUAAUUGAAGUUUCUGUGACCUGGUUUAGGGUGCUUGUGGGAAAUUGCAGGACAAUCUCCGAUGGAUUCAUUGUGGAUCUCCUAGGUGAAGCUUCAAUUGUAGCUCUAUCUAGAAUGCAACGGUCACUAUCUUUGAGUUUGGUCUUUCCACCUGCUUAUUCCAUAUUUGCUUUUGUGAUAUGGAGGCCCUUCAUUCUUAAUGCUAGCAGUGGACAACGUGAAGAUAUCCAUCAAUUGUAUCAAUCCAUGGCAUUAGGCAUUGGUGAUGCCAUAAAGCACCUACCUUUUCGUGAAAUAUGUCUUAGGGACACUCAUGGCUUUUAUGAUCUUGUAGCCGCAGAUAUUCUUGAUUGUGAGUUUGCAUCGAUAGUAGAAUCUGGCACUUCAAACACCAAUUUGAAAGCCUCGGCAUUUGUCCCUCUCCGUGCUAGACUAUUUCUUGAUGCCCUCAUUGAUUGUAGAAUGCCACAGCCGAUGUUCAAGCAGGACGAUGGGAAUUGGACAUUUGGUCUUGGUGAGUCAAAAAGCCAACGUGCAGAGAAUGUGAAAAAGCUUCUGGAUAAGCUUGUACAUGUUCUAGAUACUUUGCAACCUGCUAGAUUUCAUUGGCAAUGGGUUGAGCUUAGACUUAUCCUAAAUGAACAGGCUAUCAUUGAAAAGAUGGAGAACCUUGAUACCUCCUUAAUUGAGGCUAUAAGAUCUCUCUCGCCAAAUCCUGAUAAUAUUUCUGAGAAUGAAAGCAACUUCAUUCAGAUUAUUCUCACCAGGUUAUUAGUUAGGCCUGAUGCUGCUCCUUUGUUCUCUGAGGCUGUAAAUCUCUUGGGGAGGUCUCUUGAGGAUUCAAUGCUGUUACAAGCAAAAUGGUUGCUCAGAGGGCAGGAUGUACUUUAUGGAAGGAAAUCUAUUCGGCAGAAGAUUAUGAAUAUUGCUGAGCCCAAAAAGCUGUGUCUGAAGGCCCAACACUGGAAGCCGUGGGGUUGGUGUCCUUCCAGUACCAGUCCAUUUGCCAACAAGGGUGAUAAAUUGAAAUCUGAAGCAGCUGCCCUUGAAGAAGGCGAGGUAGUUGAUGAAGGAAGUGACUUUGACCAUUCUCGGAAGGGAUCUGGUCAAGUUAUGGAUGUUGAGGGCUUCAUUGUCAGUCAGCAACAUGUGACAGAGAGAGCUCUUAUCGAACUAGUUCUUCCGUGUGUGGAACGUUGUUCCGAUGAAUCACGAAGUAAUUUCGCAAGUGAAAUGAUCAAGCAGGUAAUUAAUAUUGAGCAGCAGAUAAAUGCAGUUACUCGUGGAGCUGGUAAGCCAUCUGAAGCACCUGCUUCUGGGAUUGGAAGUCCUGCCACCAAUAGAAGUAACAGUCGCAAGGGUGGGAUAGGUAGCAGUCCUGGAUUACCCAAACAAUCAACUGUAUCGACUGAUACUGUGCCACCUUCUCCUGCAGCAUUGCGAGCCUCCAUCACUUUGCGAUUGCAGUUCCUACUGAGAUUACUCCCUAUUAUUUGUGCAGACAGGGAGACUUCAGGCCGUAAUAUGAGAUAUACUCUUGCUUCGGUGAUUUUUCGCCUCCUUGGAAGCUCUGUUGUGCAUGAAGAUGCCAAUCACGUUUUUAAUUCUACAUUGACUCUAUCGAAGAGAGAGAUGGAGUCUCUUGUGAGGACUUCUACAGCUUCUGAAAUUCCUUCCAUGGGAAGUCUUUUUGAUAGUCUAUUAUCAGUUUUCCAAGCACUGCUGAGCAACUUUCAACCAAGCUGGCUGAAGCUGAAAACCGAUUCCAAAUCCAAAGAAUAUGCUGUUUUUGAUCGUGAAGUAGCAGAACGCUUUCAGAAUGAUUUGAACAGUAUGGAAUUGCCCGAGACAAUUCGGUGGCGCAUCCAAACGGCGAUGCCAGUUCUUUUUCCCUCUCCCCGGUUGAUGAUUUCUUGCCAGCCUUCAUCAGUAUCACCUUCUGCCCUUGCUUAUCUUCAGCCCAUCAAUCCAAUAACUGCAUUAAACCCUAUCAAUUCGAAUCUCCCUCCGAGGAGUCCACCUCUACCAGUUCGCACAGGCUCAAAUGUGAAAACCAAGGCACUCCCCUUGCAGCAUGAAAUUGACGUGGAGAUAGAUCCAUGGACCCUUUUGGAGGAUGGAGCUGGGUCUGGUCAGCCUUCAGUUAACUCUGCUCUUGUUGGCAGCAGUGAUCAUGCUAAUCUGAAGGCGUCCAGCUGGCUCAAGGGAGCCAUAAGAGUGAGGAGGACAGAUCUCAUGUACAUUGGUGCAGUAGACGAGGAAAAUUGA